Boeremia exigua is the source of this 1581-nucleotide messenger RNA. RefSeq lists its product as uncharacterized. The coding region runs from base 1 to 1581 and encodes 526 amino acids. The record is from RefSeq and is a predicted model, not a curated record. Lineage: Eukaryota; Fungi; Ascomycota; Dothideomycetes; Pleosporales; Didymellaceae. The transcript has 2 exons.
AUGUCUACCGUUCCCCGACGCAGCUUUUCCCUCGAGGUCGAUACUGCAACUCCUUCACCAAGUGCGACCUCGUCGAGACCCACUUCUACUCCUUCCGCUUCCGCCCUUAGCAACACAUGUUCCGCCAACAGUGACUGCGCUGCCGACAAAACCUGUUCUAAUGGGAUAUGUACCACCGUUAGUCAAGCUGCGCCGUUUGCGCCUGCUGGUAGCUUGAGUACAGAACCAACAACACAUCUCGACACCGGGACAGCUAUUGGUAUUGGCGUGGGAGUUGUAGCACUCGUUGCCUUGAUGAUAGGCCUUGGGUUUUGGUUCUUCAGGAUACGGAAGAGACGGCAGCCCAUUCCUUCGCCCGAAGCACCUCCCACCACCCGCGAUCGGUCUGCAUCGACUGCAACCAAAUGGACGAUAGACAAUGAUCAGAAGACGCUUGUCGCCUCGUUACCGAACAGCCCACAGCACACAGCAUUUGCCACGCAAACGUCUGGAUUUCCUUCAGAAUUUUACACCACAUCCGGAAAAGUCAUGGAUGACGAGGAGAAGCAGGCGGCGGAGUACAGGCUCCGGGAUGGUGGGAAUCAGAACGGCCAGACGCCUCUAAGUCCAGUCGAUAAGGCUCUUCCCUGUCCACCAACUGAGGAGAAGCGUUAUGCAAUCAAUGUCAACAUCAACAAGAGCAUGAUAUUCGACGAUAUCAUGUUCAACGCUGCCGCUUAUGCUCCCAGCCCGGUCAUCACUCCACAUGAACGCGCUCCGAGAUAUCGCUUCGAGGAGUACCUACCGCCCGUCCCACCGAGCAACCCUCGGAUUUCCAUCACAAAGGCCAAGCCUAGAGCCGCAAGUACGAUCAGUUCAGAGUACGAACUAGAAAACUACCCGCACGGCAGCGACUACAUCGAAUCGACAAGGCAUUCUAGAUCGGAUGCCGGUGACGAAUACGACGAGUCGCAAUAUUUGAACUCUAGAGACAACGCGCUUUCGAAACUUGAAGGCGGCCUCUCGUUACCUGACUUGCCUCCACCGAGUCCUAGCUUCAGCUUCCGCUCUUACGACUGGUACCAGGACAUUAUCGGCGGUGACCACACCGUCACUGAAAUAACCUACGAAAUACCACCAACCCCAGAAAUCCCACUUCGAAGCCCAGCCAGAGGCAUAAACCCAUUACUUUCAAACCCCCCCGACUCUCGCUUGAUGCCAGAACCCCUGUCACCAGCAUUUCCUUCUCCCGUAGCUGGCUCGCACCUACACCCCAAUUCCGCCCGACUGUCAUCCCUCCCCAGUCCCUCCAGCCCCAACUUCCGCCUCUCUCCCACCAUUUACCAACCGCCAAACGCACGCCGCGACGCACUGCCGCCGCCGCGUCUGCUGCGCCACCAGUCUAUGGUCGCUAGCAUCGUGCCCGGCAGCGAUGCGACGCGUACAGGGCGCACGUCGCGCCGCCAGAGUGCUGUCACCCAGCACAGCCAUUUCUCGCGCAGUUGGCUGCCGGACGAUGGGCUUUAUCUGCCUGAGGAGGGCACAGAGGACUCGUUUGAGGUGUUUCAGCGCGGGGGGAAAGCGUACUCGCCGCUUGCGUAG